UCUCUCUCUCUCUCUCUUCUUGAUCCAACAUGAUGGUGUUGUAGAGAGAGAAAAAAAAACCCUAGAAAAAAAGAAAUUAAAAAAAUAGUCUAAAAAAAAAAAAGCGUCUUCGCAAUCGCUCGCUCGGCCAUGGCGAUGUACGAAGAGAGCUCGCGACGACGCUAACAUGCGCAGGGCUCCCCCUUCCGCUCGCCCCGACGCCCCCCUCGAUCUAGGGUUUCGGUUCGACCCCCUCGCGUGUCCUCUCUAAGGGCGAGAUCAUGGCGGCGAGGGCUUGGAGCUCGGCCUCGCUCCUCCUCCUCCUCCUCGGCGCCGCUGCCGCCGCGGCGGCGGCGGCGGAGCCGGUGUGCCCUAGGGCGUCGGCCGCGGACGCGAUCUUGGGGCGAUGGGGGUCGUGCUCGGCCCCGGAUUCGACGGCGAUCGACGGUGACUCGAUUGGGGUGGUGGAGGGAGAUGAGGCUACUUUGCAAAAAGCUUUGAACAUAGUGCAUUGGAACAGGGAGGAAUAUGUUGCCAUACUCUUUUAUGCUACAUGGUGUCCUUUCUCUAAGAUUUGCAGACCAAACUUCCACAGAUUGUCUUCCAUAUUUCCAGCUAUACGGCAUUUUUCGUUUGAAGAAUCUGUUAUCCGGCGAAGCAUACUCUCAAGAUAUGGAGUUCAUGGUUUUCCAACCCUCUUUCUUUUAAACUCUACAAUGCGAGUGCGGUAUCAUGGACCACGAAACACUGAUUCCCUAGCUGCUUUCUACACUGAUGUUACAGGGAUUAAUCCUGCUUCGCCAGAUGGAAUAUUACUAAACAAGAUGGUAGAUUUGUCAAAUAUGACCGAAUUCAAUGAAGACACUGAGCAGGAAACUUGCCCUUUCUCAUGGGCAAGAUCACCGGAAAAAUUGCUACAACAAGACACUUACCUGGCAUUGGCCAGUGCCUUUGUGCUCUUGAGACUUCUUUACAUUCUCGUCCCAAAACUUAAUGCAUGUGCUAACCGAGCUUGGAGGAGGCGCGUCCGAUUUGCGAGCUUGAUCAGCUUUUGGGAUUGUUUCCGGGCUUAUAUCGAACAAGCCAAGCAAGGGUUCAACAAAGUGCUUCCGUGCAAAAGAAGUAAUUUGCAGGAAGGAGCAAUGAAUGCUAGGGUUUGGGCUUCUAAAUCGUUGGCUUCGGUGGCCAUUGGGGAGCCGAGUUCCAGUAACUUACAUUCUACAAGCUAAAGAAGGUAGGGUGAAAACCCUAGUAAGGCUUUGUGAUUUGUAUAGAUGAUGCAUCUCCUUAAAGAGAGAGAUAAUCAUGUAUUUUUGCCUUUUGGUUGAUGGUAUUGGGAUUAUUCUUUGAGCAGUCUCUCUUUAGGAGGCAGAUGAUUUUAUAGUCAAUUGUUGUUAGCCUUUCCUGUGGAAUUACUUUCAUCUGCAGUUUUAUUCAUCGAGUAUGACUUUUCAUUUGAAAAUGUUAACAUUAGAGAGCUGACUCCGUGAAGUUGAGUCUCUUUGUUCGCAUACUAAUCGUGUCGAGUCAAUUGUAAUACAUAAACUCAACGUUGAUGAUCGAUGAACACCACUGCUGUGAAAGUGUGAAGAGUUUAUGAAA
Messenger RNA from Ananas comosus (pineapple), 1581 nucleotides. Its product is annotated as 5'-adenylylsulfate reductase-like 3. The record is from RefSeq and is a predicted model, not a curated record. Lineage: Eukaryota; Viridiplantae; Streptophyta; Magnoliopsida; Poales; Bromeliaceae. The transcript is spliced from 4 exons. The coding region runs from base 261 to 1208 and encodes 315 amino acids.